Lucilia sericata (common green bottle fly) is the source of this 1638-nucleotide messenger RNA. RefSeq lists its product as uncharacterized. The record is from RefSeq and is a predicted model, not a curated record. Lineage: Eukaryota; Metazoa; Arthropoda; Insecta; Diptera; Calliphoridae.
ACCCAAAAUGUCUGUUUUCGGCAAAGAGUUUGAACAAAUUUGGCCCGUAACAACUUACAAUAGAACUUUAACAAAAUUUGGUGAAAAACUUUUACGCAAAUUUCAAAAGACUAAAUUUCAUAAAAGAACCGUAAAUUUAGAACAAUUUAAACAAAAUUCUCAAAAAUUUCCCAUAGAGUUUCCUAUAGAUAGCUGUCGUGUGAAAUCUCAACCUGUAGAACGUCAUUUGUUUAUAAAAGAACAAAUUGCCUCCGCCUAUCCGUUGAUACAUGAAAAAGUUCUGUAUUUAAUUAUUGAUUUUUUAGAACAUAAAUUGCGAUAUGGUUCUCCCUGCGAGCGUAAACUUUAUAAAAAUAUAUCGAUCUGCGAAUUCGUACAACGUUUGUUAACCAAAAGAUGUGUCAGUUUUGUGGGUACCGAUGAUGAUUUUUUGCUGAUAACAGGAGCUACGGGUUUUGGACGCCAAUAUCUGAAAGUGGGCACUCCAGAAGAAAGAGAGCCUUUAAUAUUGGCAAAUGUUUUAAGUUAUGAUGAAAUAAAGAUUUCGGCCCUUCUGUCGGUUUCCUCCAAAACCGAAUUCAUUAAUGAUGGCGAUCGCUAUAAUAAAGGUUUACGCGAACAAGAUUUAAAUAAAAUCGAGCGAGAGGGCUUGGUAAUAGGCAUGAUAGGGGCACGUUUUGAACGAAAAGAAGUCAUGGAGUUUCAGGAUAUCACAAUAACCAGACAACAAAAUACUAGGGAGAAUGGUUAUGGUGAAGCAAUGGAUAAACCUCAAAGAAAUUUAAGCCUUUUGGAAGCUUUAAAUCCUUUAAGAAAAGUCAAAACUUUAGAAAAACUGCAAGAUUAUCGCCGACUUUGGAAUAAAUUCUAUGAGGAGGAAGAUCAUUUGUAUGAUAAGGUCACCAAGGAUAAUUUACGUUUUGGUGAUACUCUUAACUGUCUGGUUAUAUUCGAUAAUGUUAUGAUGAAAAAACGUUAUGCUAUUUCAUUUGAUUUACUGCUAUUGGAGGCUAAUCAACGAGCCCGCCCCGGUUGCGCCUAUUUACAUGUGGUGGGUUUUGGUUUGGGUGUUUGGCGUGCAGCGGUCCAGCAGGAACAAAUUUUUAUGGAAUGUUUCUAUGAACGUCUGAAUUAUUUACUACCUUUGCUAAAUAAUAUUGGUGUAGUGCAUUUCUAUUUUAAUCUUAUGGAAUGUGGAGAGUUGAAAGAUAAUGGAUUUAUAGCUUCUCACGGACAUCCUAAAGGGGGGAUAAAGAUUUGUAUAUCGAAAAGGAAUCCGAAUGAGAAAUUGCCUGCGGAAUACGAGGACAUGUUGCUGGUCGUUUCAUAUGCCUGGGAUGGUAAUGCCUUACCGGGUAAUGAAUUUUGGUUGGGCAGCCUAAGCGCCUCCAAUGAUCCUUCCACUGCCUGCAGUACUUUAAUCUCUGAACUUCAUAAUCCCCACAUUAAUACAGACUUUGUUUGUGGAGAAAAUCUUCAUAUAGCCACUUAUGAUAGUAAUAUAAUCCAUGUUUAUGAUUUUGCGAAAAAAGUAUUAAAAUAACAACAGAGUUUAAGUUGUAAAAUAACGAUUUUUAAUGGCAAAAUACAAAAAAAAAAAAUAUUUAUUUAAAACAUAUAGUUGGACUAUACUGUAGU